GCGCUAGCCUGGGCUGACCAGGAACAGAGCAGGAGGAACACCACCCCCAGCCCUUAGGGGCCUCCCCUCCCCUAGCCAUUCCCGACCCCGAGAACCUCCCACCAGGUGAAGCCAACCCCCACAUCGGGCAUAGCAGGACCCCGGAGCCCAGGCUCCCAGCCAGACCUGGGCCUUGGCCCAACAGAGACAACCAUGGCCGACGUUUGUGGAGCCAUCACUAAGUGCCGGGCACUGUCCUCAUGCGUUAGGGGUGGUAGCAUGCUCAGUUCUCACAGCCACCCUCUGAGAUAGGUCCUGUAGGAUCUUCAGCCUAUGGAGGCUCAGAGAAGUCCAGUGACUGGCCCAAGGUCACACAGCUGGUCAAGGUCCAUUUGAGUCUGGAGCCUUCACUUUCACGUGGUGCUGAGUUGCCUCUCAUGAGACUGGCACGAGGUGAGACGCCAGUGUCCUCAAAGCCCCCUGGAGGGUAGGGCCAGACCAUCCCCAGGAAGAACAGAAGAGCUGGGCCCGGCACCUGCUCAGCACACGGCAGGCCAGAAUCAGGAUCGCUGCGGCUCCCGCCCUGCGUCCACCAGGGCACAGAUUCCCAGCACUUGACGCGCCCCUGGCUUCCCAGCCCAAGGAGAGUUGACUCUUCCGGCCAUUGGCAGCACCAGACAAUUAACAGGAGAGAAUAAUUGCUUCUGGCUGUGCCAGCAGCCCACUCCGGUUGAUGAGACGGGGAAGGUCAGAUGCGGAGGCAGGGCUCCUAGGGCAGGCCACAGCCAGGGACAGGGACCGAGGCUGUCAGGAAGGGCCGCCAAAGCAGGGUGCCCCCAAGGUCCCAGCAGGAGCCCCAAGUGACAGGAGCCUCGGCCCCAGGCCCUGCUGAAGACUCAGGAGUGUCGAGUUGAGACUUGGCCUUCAUGCCCGGGGACAGCAGGACAGCUUGGCCCUGGCCGUGGUCCUCCUGUCUCUGUCCGAACAUCUGGACUACACAGGCAGGGAUCCCGGUAGCCAGCAUCUGAAGUAGGAGGCGGUGCAGCCAUCAGCUGGGCUGGGGUGCGUGGGGACGAGGGGUGCAGCGAGUGGCAGACCGGAGAUGGAAGCCCGGUGUGAGGAAAUGUCCCCAGGGUGACAGGACGGGGUGGAUACCCCACCCAGUGCUGACCACACGUGUCUCCGGCCCCCAGACAGAUCUGUGACCCAGCCCCACUCGCAGCUGAUGAGCCUGCCCACCAUGGCAAGCCCCACUCUGAGUCCUGACUCCUCGUCCCAGGAGGCCCUGUCGGCCCCCACCUGCUCCCCGACCUCGGACUCCGAGAACCUCAGCCCCGAUGAGCUGGAGCUGCUGGCCAAACUCGAAGAGCAGAACCGGCUCCUGGAGGCCGACUCCAAGUCCAUGCGCUCCAUGAACGGCUCCCGGCGCAACAGCGGCUCCUCGCUGGUGUCCAGCUCCUCGGCCUCCUCCAACCUGAGCCACCUGGAGGAGGACACGUGGAUCCUGUGGGGCCGGAUCGCCAACGAGUGGGACGAGUGGCGGCGCAGGAAAGAGAAACUGCUCAAGGAGCUGAUCCGCAAGGGCAUCCCGCACCACUUCCGGGCCAUCGUGUGGCAGCUCCUGUGCAGUGCCACGGACAUGCCAGUCAAGAACCAGUACUCAGAGCUGCUCAAGAUGUCCUCGCCGUGCGAGAAGCUGAUCCGCAGGGACAUUGCCCGCACCUACCCAGAGCACGAGUUCUUCAAGGGCCAAGACAGCCUGGGCCAGGAGGUCCUCUUCAACGUCAUGAAGGCGUACUCCCUGGUGGACCGGGAGGUGGGCUACUGCCAGGGCAGCGCCUUCAUCGUGGGCCUGCUCCUCAUGCAGAUGCCCGAGGAGGAGGCCUUCUGCGUGUUUGUGCGGCUCAUGCAGGAGUACCGCCUGCGGGAGCUCUUCAAGCCCAGCAUGGCCGAGCUGGGGCUCUGCAUCUACCAGUUCGAGUACAUGCUGCAGGAGCAGCUCCCGGACCUGAACGCCCACUUCCGCUCCCAGAGCUUCCACACUUCCAUGUACGCCUCAUCCUGGUUCCUCACGCUCUUCUUGACCACCUUCCCACUGCCUGUCGCCACGCGCGUCUUCGACAUCUUCAUGUAUGAGGGCCUGGAGAUCGUGUUCCGGGUGGGCGUGGCCCUGCUGCAGGUGAACCAGACGGAGCUGAUGCAGCUGGACAUGGAGGCCAUGUCCCAGUACUUCCAGCGGGUGAUCCCCCAUCAGUUCGACAGCUGCCCAGACAAGCUGAUCCUCAAGGCGUACCAGGUCAAGUACAACCCCAAGAAGAUGAAGAGGCUGGAGAAGGAGUACGCAGCCAUGAAGAGCAAAGAGAUGGAGGAACAGAUCGAGAUCAAAAGGCUUCGAACCGAGAACCGGCUCCUGAAACAGCGGAUUGAGACCCUGGAGAAGGGGCAGGUGACACGGGCGCAGGAGGCCGAGGAGAACUACGUCAUCAAGCGGGAGCUGGCGGUGGUGCGGCAGCAGUGCAGCUCGGCGGCCGAGGACCUGCAGAAGGCGCAGAGCACCAUCCGCCAGCUGCAGGAGCAGCAGGAUAACCCGCGCCUCACAGAGGACUUCGUGGCCCACCUGGAGACCGAGCUGGAGCAGUCGCGGCUGCGGGAGACGGAAACGCUGGGGGCCCUGCGGGAGAUGCAGGACAAGGUUCUAGACAUGGAGAAGAGGAACAGCUCGCUGCCCGACGAGAACAACGUGGCGCGGCUGCAGGAGGAGCUGAAGGCGCUCAAGGUGCGGGAGGGCGAGGCCGUGGCCUCGGCGCGGGAGCUGAAGCUGCAGCUGCAGGAGCUCUCGGACACCUGGCAGGCCCACCUGUCCCGCGGCGGCCGCUGGAAGGAGUCCCCGCGGAAGCUGGUCCUGGGCGAGCUGCAGGACGAGCUGAUGAGCGUGCGUCUGCGCGAGGCGCAGGCCCUGGCCGAGGGCCGCGAGCUGCGGCAGCGCGUGGUGGAACUCGAGACGCAGGACCACAUCCACCGCAACCUGCUGAACCGCGUGGAGGCGGAGCGCGCGGCGCUGCAGGAGAAGCUGCAGUACCUGGCUGCGCAGAACAAGGGGCUGCAGACGCAGCUCAGCGAAAGCCGCCGCAAGCAGGCCGAGGCCGAGUGCAAGAGCAAGGAGGAGGUGAUGGCCGUGCGCCUGCGGGAGGCGGACAGCAUGGCGGCGGUGGCCGAGAUGCGGCAGCGCAUCGCCGAGCUGGAGAUCCAGAGGGAGGAGGGCCGCAUCCAGGGCCAGCUGAACCACUCGGACUCGUCGCAGUACAUCCGCGAGCUCAAGGACCAGAUCGAGGAGCUGAAGGCCGAGGUGCGGCUGCUGAAGGGCCCGCCGCCCUUCGAGGACCCGCUGGCCUUCGACGGGCUCGGCCUGGCGCGGCACCUGGACGAGGACUCGCUGCCCUCGUCCGACGAGGAGCUGCUCGGCGUGGGCGUGGGCGCCGCGCUGCAGGACUCGCUCUACCCGCUGUCGCCGCGCGACGCGCGCUUCUUCCGCCGUCUCGAGCGGCCGGCCAAGGACAGCGAGGGCAGCUCGGACAGCGACGCCGACGAGCUGGCCGCGCCCUACAGCCAGGGCCUGGACAACUGAGGCCGUGCCCGCGCGCCCGGAGCCAGGGGGCCGCCGCCCGCUCCUCCGCCGGCCCGCCGGCCGCGCCUAUACUCCGGCCGGCCCCAAGGGCUAGGCCCAGGGCGGCAGGGCGCAGAGGGCAGGGCCGGAUCUGAGGAUCGGCAGGGUCCCCGGCAGGCCCACCCUCCCCAGCAGUGUUUACCCAUCUUGGUGGCACCCCUCCGGGCCCAGUUCCCUGGAGGGUCCGCCCCUUUUAACAGCGAGGGCCCCGGACGACCCAGAGGGCCCAGGACUGGAUGGCAGGAAGCCCCCUCCUCCCAGCAGGCCUCCUUCUGGGACAAGGGCGGCCUUGCCAGGAAGGGCCUGGGACCUAGGGAGGCCUGAGGAAGAAAGGGCAGCUCUGGGCUGGACGGAACCCCCCCGCAGUGCCCCUGGGGACCCUUGGCCGCCAGGGACAGAUGGCCUGGCUGGGCUUUCCUGCCUGGUGCAGGUGUCAUGGCCCCUGCAGCAGAAACCAAAGUCCCCCCUACUGUGCAGGGCCACCUGGGGUGCGUGGCCAGCGGGACCCAGCCCAGGCCUGGGCACUGUCUGUCCCUGCUGCUUGGGGGCCAGAGCAGCUGUGAGGAUGUCAUGAGACCCCUCUCCCCAGUGCCCCACAUCUUCCUCCAUGAGAUGUCCCAUCACCCCGUCUUGGCCAGUGAUGGAGGGGCUCCCCCACCCAAGCUAGCCUCCUCUCCAGGGGGGGCCCAGCCUCCACUUCCCUCCUUCCCUGGGUCCCCAGCCCCACCCUCCAGCCAGGGCCAGGCCCCAGUGGAGGAGCCUCCCUGUGGUGGCCCCGUGGUCUCUGUGGAGUCAGAGCCAAGAACGGUGCCAAAGUCCAGCGAUGCCCUAGACCCCUUGCCCCCAGGCCUCAUGACCCUCGGGGCUGACCCUCUCGGUGCUCCUGGAGCCUCGAGCCAUGUCACAAGCAGUCUCCCUGGUGCCUCCUGGGUGGGGACCCACGCUCAGUCCCCUUCCCUGGUCGCCCACUCCUCAGUGUUACAAAGCCUGGGGACCAGUGUGGGCAUCUCGGGCUCUCCCAUGUGCCCCCCACACUGCCCACCACCAUUUUGCACACUGCCUGUUCACACUCCACAUGUCGCCCAGGCGGGAAAGAUGGAAAAUAAAGUGUAUUUACACAGUCA
Diceros bicornis minor is the source of this 4767-nucleotide messenger RNA. RefSeq names its product ecotropic viral integration site 5 like (gene EVI5L). The record is from RefSeq and is a predicted model, not a curated record. The coding region runs from base 1205 to 3604 and encodes 799 amino acids. Lineage: Eukaryota; Metazoa; Chordata; Mammalia; Perissodactyla; Rhinocerotidae. The transcript has 18 exons.